This is a messenger RNA of Nylanderia fulva, 1297 nucleotides long. RefSeq lists its product as uncharacterized. The record is from RefSeq and is a predicted model, not a curated record. NCBI's taxonomy places the organism in Eukaryota, Metazoa, Arthropoda, Insecta, Hymenoptera, Formicidae.
UUUCAACGAUCAGCAAGUAUAAUGUUACGUAUUUUAACUUUGGUUCUCUUUCUAUACUUGUCUUCUGUUAUGUCAUCAGAAAUAAUGUCAUACGCAAGAGUAUCGAAGAACGGACAAUUAGCAAGAAGCUCUCAUGAUACUUCUCCGUGGAUUACUAGGCUAUCAAUGAAAAGCAAUAGGAGCGUGGAAAACGAAAAUAAAGAGAGAAGUAUAACCGAUGUUGUUAUCACAGUAUCACCUGUUUAUAUGCCAAUCAAGGCUCCAAAAUUACAGAAAGGAGAAGCAAUUAAUUAUUCAAUCACUCCAAAAUAUUCUACGCUGGAUAAUGACAUGAUAGCCAAGCUAGACGUUACAAGCAAAAAAUUGAUUCAACAUCGAUUUCAUCCACCUGCAAUUUUUGAGCAUAACGUUGCACAUGCAAAUAGAAAACCACAGAAAGAAAUAUCAGAUACAAAAAAUUCCUUAAAUGCAAAUUCAUCUACCUUUCUCGGUCCAAUCUUCUCUGGUAUGUACGAAUACAGUCCAUCAGAAUUUUUCGAUGAUGAAUCAUCUAAACCAAUGAUUAGCAAAUAUCCAUCUACGGAUGAUAAAAAGAUUCUAGAUUCCUAUAAAUCACCACCGAAUAAGUAUCACACCGAGCAGGAAAGUGACUAUCUUAAUUACGACAGUGCUUCUUCGUAUGAAAAUGACGAACUUGGAUCAAAACCCGUGAAAUUCGUCAACUAUUAUGAACAUUCACCAUCAUUCACGGAGAAAGAUCCAUAUGAACACGAUUUAAUAUAUGAAAACGUACCUGAAUAUCAUCAUCACGAAUCCACAACGACAGAAGAACCGGAAAUGAAUGAUCAGCGACUCGAUAAAAGACCAUAUUCGUAUUACUUUAUAGGCAAAAAACUUUGGUAUAUACCUCUAUACUUUAGCAUUUAUUUUAUCAUAUACAUAGCUGCGCUUGUAUUGAAAAGCAUCGCCAGACAUAAGAUCAACUUUCCGGCUAAUUUAGCAGAAGCUGCAACACAUAAGUGAAGCGAUUCGAAUGAAGGAUGAUGGUCUUUUACUGAAAAAUACUUGAAGGAAUAGAACGAUUCGCCAAAACAUAAAAAUUCCAAAGACUAAUAAAUUACCAGUGAAAAAAUACCGAAAAAGCCAUUGUAUGUGUAAAUAUUUGUUAUUUUCUCUUCCUAAAAAGAAUAAAGUAAAAAUAUAUUUGAAAACUUUUGAAUAAAACUAACAGAACAAUAAUUGAUAUAAUUAAAUUAGUUUAUAAAACGUAAAAUGUAUCGUUGAGAUAAUGUUUGUA